This is a messenger RNA of Dichomitus squalens LYAD-421 SS1, 468 nucleotides long. RefSeq lists its product as uncharacterized. The coding region runs from base 1 to 468 and encodes 155 amino acids. The record is from RefSeq and is a predicted model, not a curated record. The transcript has 4 exons. NCBI's taxonomy places the organism in Eukaryota, Fungi, Basidiomycota, Agaricomycetes, Polyporales, Polyporaceae.
AUGUCCCGCGCCAUCGUCUUCCUCUUCGCCUUCCUCGGUCUCUUCGCGAGCUCCUUGGUCCAUGCAGCGCCGGUGAAGGAGCUCUCGGCCCGCCAGAUCGGCGACCUGCAGUGCAACGCCGACCGCCUCACCAUCGUCGGCGCUCUCGCCACAAUGCAGGGCACCCUCUCGGAACUCGCGAGCUCGGCCUCCAGCGACCCCGCCACCGCUGCGGGCGUCCAGAGCGUCCAGAGCGACGUCACUGACGCGCAGCAGGCGAUCGGGACCAUCGCCAAGGCGCUGUUCACCGGACAGACCGCGCCCGCGUCGGCGCGCGACCAGGUCAAGUCUGCGCUGCUCUCGGCGAACAGCACCCUCUCCGGCCUUACGUCAACCGACGCGACCGUCAGUUCCUUGCUGCAGAAGGCUACUUCGGAGUUGAAGGUCGCGGGGGCCGCUGGAGAGGGUGUUGUCGCCAACUGCAACUAA